AUGUCUUCGUCGUCAACUGAUGGAUUUUCUCAAUUUACAUUUCAUUUUCGACGUUUAAAUAUUGAUUCAUUAUUCUCGAUCGAUGAUCGAAAUCGAAUGCUGAAUUGGAUCGAUCGAGCUCGAUGUCUUCUGAUCGAAAUUCUUCGUAGUGAACACGUACAAAUACUCUAUAUGUGGUUUAACAUUUAUAAUGAUGUUUAUGAUCAACUGACCUCGUCAAUGACUACGUCAAUGUGUUUGGAACUACUACGUGCUCCACCGACCAAGCGCCAGAAUACAGAUGCUUGCACGACAUUAACCAAUCUGAUCUCGUCGUUUGAGAUCAGCAUACCACAUCCAACGUCGUUGAAAUCUCCAUCUAAUCCUCAAUUUCGUGUUAGUGGUUUAGCAGAGAAAGUUUUCGACUUCAGUCGAGACUGUGCAGCAGCAAAGUUGAUCAAUAACACGCCAACCAUAUUAUUAAAUCAUCAAAUUUUUGAUGUGAAUCGACAAAAGCAAGAUAGCACGGAUGUGAUUUUCGAAUCUACUGGAAUCUUGUUUAUCGCCAUUGUACUGGCGCAUGAAAUUACUCAUGCAAUUAAUUUAUCCCGGUCCAUCAACAACAUCGAUGUUAUUCAAAAGACUACACCAAAAUUAAUACUUUUUCGUUCAUAUUCGCACGAUGGGAAUGUAGAUGGUGGUGAUCUAGUUGAACGUUUAUUAUUAGAUGGUGAAUUACAUUUAAGUAAACCACCACCAACUCCUCCGAUAUUAUUUUUGAUCGUGUCUGCCGAUGGCACACAAGUGCCAUUACCAAAAGAACUUGUUGAAGAAUGUAUAAAAAAGCGUAGUUUUGUGCCAAUCAGUCAAUUAGUUAAUUCCUGGCAAUAUAAUAAUGGCCAACAAUUGAUGAACAGUGACUCUAGAAAAGAGUCAACUGAAAAAUUACCGGUCUUAGAACCGUUACUCACCUUUCAAAUAUUAACAUCUGAUUCUGCUCCUGCUCCACCAUCAGCUCUUCUUCGAAUUUUAACUACUACUCGACAAUUACGUGGUCAAAUCGAUAUGACAUUAGUUUUUCUUGCAGUCGAUGAUCUUUAUUUAUUUAUGCAUAUUAUGGAAAAUGGUAAUGACUCAAAAUCAUAG
Rotaria sp. Silwood2 is the source of this 1125-nucleotide messenger RNA. Lineage: Eukaryota; Metazoa; Rotifera; Eurotatoria; Philodinida; Philodinidae. The record is from the annotation of a GenBank genome assembly.